ACACUUUAAAAAUGCUCCGCCUCCGGCAGCUUCCAGUCUCACUCAACCCCUUCCCCUUCGUCACGAAACCUGCUCCCCAUCUCUUCAUCUCUCGAAACCCUAAAAAUCCCACCUUUGCCACAUUUUCCAUGGCGCCAAUUCCUCAGCCUCCGGUAGCGAAGAAGGUGAAGCACGAGAUGGAGCUCUUCGGCGACGUCAGGAUCGACAACUACUACUGGCUCCGCGACGAUUCGCGAACUAAUCCCGAGGUGAUCGCUCAUCUGAAGGCGGAGAACGAGUACGCCGACUUCAUGAUGGCUGGUGUGAAACAUGUUGAGGAUGAUAUAAAUGCUGAGAUAAGAGGGAGAAUUAAAGAAGAUGACAUUUCUGCUCCUGCAAGGAAAGGGCAAUAUUACUACUAUAAUAGAACUUUGGAAGGGAAGGAAUAUGUUCAGCAUUGCAGGAGGCUUAUCACCAAAGAAGGUCCUGCUUCUGUGCACGAUGUUAUGAGUACUGGACCUGAAGCACCUGAAGAGCAUGUUAUCUUAGAUGAGAAUGUUAAGGCUCAAGAUUACGAAUAUUAUAGCAUCGGCGCUUUUAAAGUCAGUCCAAACAAUAAGCUUGUAGCAUAUGCAGAGGACACCAAAGGCAAUGAAAUUUACACUAUCUAUGUCAUUGAUGCUGAAAGUGGGAUUCCUGUUGGAAAGCCUAUAGUAGGUUCUCUAACAUCGGAACUUGAGUGGGCUGGCAAUGAUGCACUGGCAUAUGUGACGAUGGAUGCCAUCCUUCGACCUGACAAGGUAUGGUUACACAAACUGACAUCUGACCAGUCAAGUGAUAAAUGCCUCUAUCAUGAAGAGGAUGAAAUGUUUUCUCUUGAUCUUUAUGCUUCUGAAAGCAAGCAGUACCUAUUUGUGGGAUCUGAAAGUAAAAAUACAAGGUUUAUAUUCUACCUAAACAUUUCUAAGCAAGCGGAUAAGCUUCUGACUUUGACUCCGCGUGUUUAUGGCGUUGAUACUUCGGCUAGCCAUCGGGGGAACCAUUUUUAUAUUAAAAGGAGGAGCAAUGAGUUUUACAAUUCAGAAUUGGUUGCUUGUCAUGUGGACAAUAUACCACAAACAACAGUUAUUCUCCCUCACAGGGAUAGUGUGAAGAUUCAGAAUUUCCAGCUUUUCAGUGAUCAUAUUGCUAUAUGUGAGCGAGAAGAUGGUUUACCUAAAUUGACUGUGUAUCGCCUUCCAGCCAAUGGAGAAGCAAUUGGACGCCUUGAAGGUGGCCGGAAAAUUAGCUUUAUUGAUCCAAUAUACUCAGCAGACCUUAAAGAAUCACAGUUCUCUUCAAGUAUUGUACGAUUUUCGUAUAGUUCCAUGAAAACACCACCUUCUGUGUAUGACUAUGACAUGGACACAGGUGUUUCAGUUCUAAAAAAGAUUGAGACAGUAUUAGGUGGUUUUGAUGCAUCAAAUUAUGUGACUGAAAGAAAAUGGGCAGUUGCUUCCGAUGGCACUCAAGUUCCUAUUUCAGUUCUUUACAGAAAUAACCUUGUGAAGCUUGAUGGUUCAGAUCCUUUGCUAUUAUAUGGUUAUGGCUCAUAUGAGAUUUGCAUAGACCCAAGUUUCAAGGGAUCAAGGUUCUCUUUGGUAGACAGGGGAUUUAUAUUUGCAAUAGCUCACAUACGUGGCGGUGGUGAAAUGGGAAGAAAGUGGUAUGAAAAUGGGAAGUUGCUGAAGAAGAAAAAUACAUUUACUGAUUUCAUUGCUUGCGCAGAGUAUUUAAUAGAGAAUAAAUACUGCUCGAAGGAAAAACUAUGUAUCAACGGGAGGAGCGCAGGAGGCUUGCUCAUUGGUGCUGUUCUGAACAUGCGACCUGAUCUUUUCAAGGCAGCUGUGGCUGGAGUACCUUUUGUUGAUGUACUAACGACUAUGCUUGAUCCGAGCAUUCCGUUGACUACAUCUGAAUGGGAGGAAUGGGGUGAUCCUCGAACGAAAGAGUACUAUUUCUAUAUGAAAUCUUAUUCUCCAGUUGAUAAUGUGAGACCACAAAAUUAUCCCAAUAUUCUUGUUACAACAGGUUUAAAUGAUCCCCGUGUAUUGUAUUCGGAACCUGCAAAAUUUGUGGCAAAACUAAGAGAAAUGAAGACCGACGACAAUGCACUCUUGUUCAAGUGUGAACUAGGAGCUGGACACUUCUCAAAGUCAGGAAGGUUUGAGAAGCUAAAAGAGGAUGCAUUCACCUAUGCUUUCAUCUUAAAGGCGUUGAAUAUGAUUCCGCAAGUUUCCUCUUAAGGAGCGAAGGGAAAAACUUCCUAAGAUGUACGACAGUAAAUUAGAUGAACAGUUAGUUUCACAAUCUUAAUGCAGUCUAUAUUAUUUGUCCUCAGAUUUUUUUACAAUAUCAGCAUAACUAUCCAUGAAUUUUGUGAAAGUGAACCAUUGCUUCAGUAAUUGAGGUUGUCUUAUACAAGAAUUACACGAUGAAAUA
Asparagus officinalis (garden asparagus) is the source of this 2460-nucleotide messenger RNA. RefSeq names its product protease 2. Gene Ontology annotation, biological process: proteolysis. Gene Ontology annotation, cellular component: cytosol. Gene Ontology annotation, molecular function: serine-type endopeptidase activity. The record is from RefSeq and is a predicted model, not a curated record. Bases 12 to 2264 code for a protein of 750 amino acids. The transcript has 11 exons. Lineage: Eukaryota; Viridiplantae; Streptophyta; Magnoliopsida; Asparagales; Asparagaceae.